Molecule: messenger RNA, 3432 nt
Organism: Carcharodon carcharias (great white shark)
Lineage: Eukaryota; Metazoa; Chordata; Chondrichthyes; Lamniformes; Lamnidae
Product: E3 ubiquitin-protein ligase SIAH2-like
Exons: 2
Coding region: 1-1095 (364 amino acids)
Biological process (GO): multicellular organism development; proteasome-mediated ubiquitin-dependent protein catabolic process
Cellular component (GO): cytoplasm
Molecular function (GO): zinc ion binding; ubiquitin conjugating enzyme binding; ubiquitin protein ligase activity
Source: RefSeq, a predicted model, not a curated record
AUGAGCCACCCUCCACCGGCCGGAGCGGGCAGCGGCGGGGGCAAAACCGGCAAGCACACGGCUCCGUCCCCGGCCCCGGCGCCGGCCCCCAGCGGCCUGGCGGCGGCGGCGGCAGCGGCGGUCGCAGCAGCGGCUUCCUCUUCAUCUUCUUCCGCCGUCCCUGCCGCCGGGCCCGGGGCUGGGGCUGGGUCCGCUGGGGCCGUGGGCGGCUGCGGGACGGCGGCGAUCAUCGGUGCCGGUGUCGCUUCUCCCCCUCCGCCGCUCCACCAUCACCAGGCGGCGGCGGUGGCGGCCGCGGCAGCCGCCGCCGCGGCCGCCGCCGCCGCCGCCGCUCAGGAACUGACCUCGCUCUUCGAGUGCCCCGUCUGCUUCGACUACGUCUUGCCGCCGAUCCUGCAAUGCCAGGCCGGGCACCUGGUGUGCAACACCUGCCGGCAGAAGUUGACCUGUUGCCCGACUUGCAGAGGCUCCCUCACCCCAAGCAUUCGCAACCUGGCCAUGGAGAAAGUGGCUUCGGCUGUGCUCUUCCCCUGCAAGUACGCGUCGACUGGAUGUUUGCUGACCCUCCAUCACACUGAGAAGCCGGACCAUGAGGAUGCAUGCGAGUACCGCCCAUACUCUUGCCCCUGCCCUGGGGCCUCGUGCAAGUGGCAGGGCUCCCUGGAGCAGGUGAUGUCUCACCUGGUGCACGUCCACAAAAGCAUCACCACCCUCCAAGGGGAGGACAUUGUCUUCCUGGCCACGGACAUCAACUUGCCCGGGGCGGUGGACUGGGUCAUGAUGCAGUCCUGCUUCGGGAGACACUUCAUGCUGGUGCUGGAGAAACAGGAGAAGUACGAGGGCCACCAGCAGUUCUUUGCCAUCGUGCUGCUGAUUGGUGCCCGCAAACAGGCGGAGAACUUUGCGUACCGGCUGGAGCUGAACGGGAACCGCCGCCGCCUGACAUGGGAGGCGACCCCGCGGUCCAUUCACGACGGGGUGGCUACAGCCAUCAUGAACAGCGACUGCUUGGUCUUCGACGCGGCUAUUGCGCACCUCUUUGCUGACAAUGGCAACCUGGGAAUUAACGUGACCAUUUCGACUUGCUGUUCAUGAUAUUUAUGUGGUGGUGGUGGUGGUGUUUGGGAUUGCCAAUGUUGUGAUGACUUGUUGCUUAUUUUAUUUUUUUUUUGUCUGUCUUCUGUAGAUUAGACAUGAGAUCAUUGUGAAGCUUUACUGACUGUGCCAAUUUAUUUAAAUUAUGUUACCAUAAUAGCUUUUUUAAAUAAAUAUAUAUUUCAGAGCGGUUGCAAUACUUAUUUUUCCAACACGUUUCUAGUGCUCGCUAAUGAUAAGCCCAUCAUGCAUUGUCCAUAACCUGCCUUUAAAUGGUACCUAUCGAACUCGGAUGCUUUCCUUUUCCAUUUUGCUUCUUUCAUUUUCUAUCUUCCUGUCAUGAGCCUGUAAUGUAAGAAACAUGGGAACAGAGUGAGCGUUUCAGCCUCUUGAACCUGCUCCAUCAUUCUAUUAGCUUGUUACUGAUCUGUGGUGGUGUGUUAAGAGUUCACUCAGCGAGUCCAAGUUGCCUUGGCAACUAGCACUUUUGCAUGCAUGUUGUAGUCUGGAGCUAUGGAUCAUGGUGGUAAAGGUUCCAAUUUUCUUUCCAUCAUGUGGCUGACCAGGAAUCUCUCCCGCUCUUGCUGCCUGCCGUUGGCAUGUGUUGGAAGGAUUUGCGGGUUGAUACUCAACCUGUUUGACUGUGUUAUGAACACACCUUCCUUGGCCUGGAGUCGGACUUGAAACCAGAGCUUCUCGCUCAGGCAGGAUGUUGCCCAUGCACCACAAGACCACCUUGGCUCAAUAUUAUUUCCCUGCCUUAGCUCCAUGUCCCUUGACACCCUCACUUUAAAAAAAGAAUCAAUAACAGCUUGAAUUUAUACAGCGCCUUUAAUACAAUAAAAAUAUCCCAACGGUGCUUUAUGGUAGAGAGAAUCUGAGACUGAACCACAGAGAGAUACAAAGUCAAAUGGCUUCAUGCUUGUUCAAAAUGGUAGGAUUUUAAGGAAUGACUUAAAGGUGAAAAGAAAGAUGGUGAGAUAUAGGAAGUCAGUUCCAGAUUGUGGGACAGAGGCAGCUGAAGGCAUGGAUGCCAUUGAUGGAGUGAAGAAAAUCGGAGACUGGGGAAUCCAGAUUCCGAGGAACGCAGGUAUCUCAGUGGGUUGUAGAGCCGGAAGACGUUACAGAGAUAGGGAGGGACUAGAUCGUAGAAGGGAUAUAAAAACAAGAGUAAGAAUUUUAAAGACUCUGGCAUUGCCUGAUCUCAAUUUUGAAAGCUUCUAUUGUCCCAGCAUCCACAGCCUGUUGGGGGUUAAAUCUUCCUGGUUGUCGAGCUUGUAAUCACUCAGGAUUCUGCUUUCCAGGGUUUAGUUCCAUGGAUACCCUCUGGCACUGCAGCCAAAUGAUCCGUGCUUGAGGCCAGAUGGAUGAGUGCUGGUGGGCAAUUUUUCUGGAACUGUGUCUGCAUGGGGUCGCUUAAAUAGCAAUAAGGAAUGGGAUGCCUGCUGAACUUCAACAGUCCUUAACCUAAAAGUGCUGAGAUCAAUUGCCAUAUUGUCUGAGGCCAGCUGACUCUGCAUAGGCUGCUGAUCAAACCUGCAAUAUUUUAUGGCUCAGUUCCUCAUUGGCAAGUGUCUUGUAGCUGCACUUGCAUAGCUUUAACACAACACAACUUAUGCACUAGCCAAACAAUGGUGGCAGACCAUUUCAAUAUGUAACCCUAAGUGCCCUCCCCAAGGAGUGAAUGUGCAAAGACACUUUUCACUGCAGCAGUAGCUACACCAUUGCAAAUGUGCCACAUUUGAUCCCAAACUUCUCAUCUCGAUUGGAGUGAGACAUUUGGCUUAAAGGAAAGGGGAUUUCUGCUGAGGUUCCUAUUUGCCACUACGUAGUCACUCAUCUAGAAAGUGUGCUUGUUUAGGUAUUUGGUAAGGACAAGGUCAGGCUUAUUUGGGAGUCCCCCUGCGUUAUUUGAUAUCGGAGUUUUUACAGGACCAUGAACCAGAAUGCCAUGAAACUAUACUAUCUGCAAGGAGAAGACUGCAACUGUCUUAAGUUGCUUCUUUAGCUUCGGACAGUUAGCAAAUCUUUAGAGUUUGACUGCUUUGUAUUUCUGUAUUCGAGGCUUCAACUGAAUUUGAAAGUGCACCAUUUACAUUUGGGCAAAUGCAUUUCUGGGCUUUAAUCAGAUUUGUAGUUUAAAAAAAGACACUAAAAGCGCUCUGUGUCUAUGGAAUGGUGAUCUGCCAGCAGGAAAAUCCAUCCACCCUGUUGAGCAGCUUUUCUCUUGUUUUUACUUCAAACUAUAAUGCUGAAAUAAAGCAGUUAAAACAGUAAAGCAUUUGCUUUAUUCCUCCCCUUUACAUUUAAACAACACUAAAUAAAGUAUUGUAUCUG